CUUCAAAUAGGUUUCUUUUCUUCACUUAUUUAUUUGUUUGGUGUAGUUUCCUAAAAUAAUUUAUGAGAAAACAAGAUAAAAACAAACUAUUACAAACACAAGAAUGAUUCGAAUUCGACUUCUUUGCCUCAUUGUUCUUCUCUCCACUCUCGAUUUUGCUUUCUCUAAAGCCCCAAGAAUCCAUGCUGCUGGAAGACAAAGCUAUUCUUCCGGACCUUCUAGAGAAGACAGAGAGCUUCCCCACUCUUAUGCCACACGUGUAAUGAGCUCGGGAGACUUCAAGCCGGAGAAGAGAAAGAUUCCGACGGGGUCAAACCAUUUACACAACAAGCGUUAG
Messenger RNA from Eruca vesicaria subsp. sativa (arugula), 337 nucleotides. The record is from the annotation of a GenBank genome assembly. NCBI's taxonomy places the organism in Eukaryota, Viridiplantae, Streptophyta, Magnoliopsida, Brassicales, Brassicaceae.